AUGCCUUUGAAUUCAGUCAACGAUCGCGAUGGUUCCUCUCGUAUUAUUUUGACCGACCCAGCCGGAUCUUCUGCCGAGGUGCUUCUAUAUGGAGGACAGGUGGUUUCUUGGAGAAAUGAAAGGAGAGAGCAGUUGCUUUUUAUGAGCAGCAAGGCGCUAUUGAAGCCACCAAAGGCGAUCAGAGGAGGCUUACCUGUUUGUUUUCCACAGUUUGGGAAUUUUGGUGCACUAGAGCGACAUGGAUUUGCACGGAACAGAUUAUGGUCAUUUGAUAAGGAUCCUUCGCCUCUGCCUCCAGCUAACCAGCAAUCAACCGUCGAUUUAAUACUGAAGUCUACUGAAGAUGAUUUGAAGACAUGGCCUCAUAGCUUCGAACUUCGUCUUCGCAUAACUAUCAGUCCUGGCAAACUGACUAUAAUCCCGCGUGUGAGGAACACCGACCCCAAGGCCUUCUCCUUUAUGUUCUCACUUCGUAACUACUUAUAUGUAUCUGACAUAAGUGAAGUUCGGGUUGAAGGUUUGGAGACACUUGAUUAUCUGGACAACUUGAGGCGCAGAGAAAGAUUCACGGAGCAGGCAGAUGCAAUUACCUUCGACGGUGAGAUUGAUAGAGUGUACUUGAACGCACCAACAAAGAUUGCAAUCAUAGAUCACGAGAAGAAGAGAACGAUCGAGUUGCGAAAGGAAGGCAUGCCAAAUGCAGUUGUGUGGAACCCUUGGGACAAGAAGGCCAAGAGUAUUGGAGAUAUGGGAGAUGAGGACUACACAACGAUGCUGUGUGUAGACUCGGGUGCUAUAGAAGCCCCGAUUUUGUUGAAACCACGUGAAGAGUGGAAAGGCAGGCAAGAGCUCUCUAUAGUAUCAUCAAGCUACUGCAGCGGCCAGCUCGAUCCACGUAAGGUUCUUUACGGGGAUCACUGA
Messenger RNA from Microthlaspi erraticum, 921 nucleotides. The record is from the annotation of a GenBank genome assembly. Lineage: Eukaryota; Viridiplantae; Streptophyta; Magnoliopsida; Brassicales; Brassicaceae.